Messenger RNA from Exophiala dermatitidis NIH/UT8656, 1745 nucleotides. RefSeq lists its product as uncharacterized. The transcript is spliced from 2 exons. Bases 153 to 782 code for a protein of 209 amino acids. Gene Ontology annotation, molecular function: pre-mRNA 3'-splice site binding; metal ion binding. Gene Ontology annotation, cellular component: U2AF complex; spliceosomal complex. Lineage: Eukaryota; Fungi; Ascomycota; Eurotiomycetes; Chaetothyriales; Herpotrichiellaceae. Gene Ontology annotation, biological process: mRNA splicing, via spliceosome. The record is from RefSeq and is a predicted model, not a curated record.
CAGUUCGCCACGCAUAUUCCGCCUUCGACAUCAAACGCGCAUUCAUAUUAAUUGACUUGCGACAUCCUCCAACAAGAGACUACACAUCACAACACGACCCUUGAAAUCAAAUCAAACCGAAUCGACAUUAUCCAUUGAUCAAUCUCUCAACCAUGGCCAACUAUCUCGCCUCCAUUUUUGGAACCGAGCAAGACAAAGUCAACUGCUCAUUCUACUACAAGAUCGGUGCCUGCCGCCACGGCGACCGAUGCUCCCGCAAACACGUCAAACCGUCAUACAGCCAAACGAUCCUCCUCCCGAACCUGUACCAGAACCCAGCAUACGACCCCAAGAACAAGAUGAACGCGUCACAACUGCAAAACCACUUUGAUGCGUUCUACGAAGACUUCUGGUGCGAGAUGUGCAAGUACGGCGAACUCGAGGAGGUGGUGGUGUGCGACAACAACAACGACCACCUGAUCGGCAAUGUGUACGCGCGCUUCAAGUACGAGGACUCGGCCCAAAAGGCCUGCGACGCCCUGAAUAGCAGAUGGUACGCCGCCCGGCCGAUUUACUGCGAAUUGAGUCCUGUCACGGAUUUCAGGGAGGCGUGCUGUCGCUUGAACUCUGGGGAGGGUUGUGUCAGAGGCGGCUUUUGCAAUUUCAUUCAUCGAAAGGAGCCGAGCCCAGAACUCGAGAGGGAACUCGAGCUCAGUACGAAGAAAUGGUUGAAGAUGCGUGGUAGGGAUGAGCGGAGCGUUUCGCGGAGUCCCAGUCCCGAACCUACGAGGAAGAGAUAUUAGAUGGCAGAUGACCAUGGUGCGCCGCGGGAGGCUCGUCAGGGACAAGGGUUGGCUUACCCUGGAAGGGGAUCAUGUCCGCCCCCGCAAGCAAGCGAAAUGGUCACAUGGCAUGCCCAUCGUUAGAUUGUGUCCCUGGUACCGCAGCAGUCGAUCGAGGAUUCCCCAUGUGUUACACAUUCACCAGCAAAAAAGACCAUCCAUCGGCUUUUGGCUACGGUGAAAUAACGCGGCCACAUGUUCUGUGGUCCGGAACACAAAGACAUGGACCAGGAGGACUGAAGAUUUCCAGCUCGCAACUACUUUCCACUGCGAGCACAUCAUCUGUCCUGAUGCUGUAUGCGGGUUCAUCAUGCCCGCUUAUUUUUCAUCGUGAUCAGCCCGGUCCGACGAGCCUGAGCAAAUAUUACAGAACACACCAAUGCGAAGAUCACCAGGCCUGAAUGCGUGGAGGUCAUUCGCACAUCUAGGGCUCCCGGCCUGCGCAAAUCGUGAAAGAUGACUGUCCGAAGAAGUGCAGCAAUUAAGUGGUAAAGUCCUCAUGACCAGUUGGAAAUCGUUCGGGAAUGAAGGCGUCGGUCCAUAGCGGAUAUCGACACUAAAGCGAAGGCGUUGGAUUUUGAGGCUUGAAAUGCGAAGAUUAUGCGUCUCGUCUGCCUGGCUCUGGCCGAGUGGCGACCGUGGCAUCAGACGCGCCGCCGGCCGCUAAGCAGGUGUGUCAAGAAGCCCAAGGGGCUCAGACCGACCAGGCACCGGAACGUAGAUGGUGCCAAUGACUAUGUGCACUCGGAGCAAAUGUAAUCGUUUCAAGACAUUUGUCCUUCUCAGGCUGUCGCUCAUGCAUAGCAGAUUUGCUACAUUAAAAGUAUUUCAAACCUGCUCUAUGAUUGUAUGUAGUCUGAACUGAAUCUGUACGGACCUCGGACUUGGGAUAAAUUCAGUAGGUAGAAAAUUUGAGAUUCGGGA